UAAAUGUGAUGAAGAUUUGGAAGGACAACAGGGUGAAGUAGGCUUAUCCAAUACUGAGACUCGUAUAGGGGGACAAUACAAGGACAAAUGUCUUCACCAGAAUUAUGUAAGGCUCUUUUGGUUGCAUCACUAAAUUCUGUUUGCCAUACCAUGGAUAAAUGGGUUGAACAAGGAAACGAGUUAACCCGGACAGACAUACACAUGGCCCUGCGUUAUCUUCGUCAGCGGAAACUGUAUGCCAAGGCCUUGAAGGUAUCUGAGUGGUUGGAAUCAUCAAACCAUAUUGAGUUAACAGAAUUGGAUUACUCCGGUCAAGUUGAUUUAAUCGCUAAAGUCUGUGGUCUACAAGUAGCAGAAGCUCGUAUAGAGAAAAUUGCAGAACCAUUCAGAAGCGAAAGAGUUUAUCAGGCUCUCUUGGCAAAUUGUGUUUCUACAUUCAACAUGAGAAAAUCAGAAGAGGUGUUCAAGAAAAUGACCGACCUCCGGCUCCCAAUUUCAUGCUUCACUUGCAACCAGCUUCUCCUUCUAUACAAGCAGGCAGACAAAAAGAAGAUCGCUAAUGUACUUUUACUGAUGGAAAAAGAAAAUGUGAAACCAAACCUAUUCACUUAUAAAAUCUUGAUGGUUGUUAAGGGGCAGUGUGAUGACAUAGCUGGAAUGGAAGAAGUUAUUGAGAAAAUGAAGAAUGAUGGAGUAGAGCCUGAUAUUAGUACCAAAUGCCUCAUUGCCAGGAUCUAUAUCCGUUGUGGUCUCAAUGAGAAAGGUGAGGCCAUGAUGAAAGAUAUGGAAAGUGACCCAGUGGGAGGAAAAUCUUGGGCUUUUACCAAUUUGCUACUGCUGUACGCUAUCCUUGGGAAGGAGGAUGAGGUCAGCAGGAUUUGGAAACUAUGUGAGCCUAACCCACGCUUAGAACAAUGUGCUGCUGCCAUCGCAGCAUGGGGAAGGCUGAAGAACAUUGAGAAGGCAGAAGAAAUGUUGGCCAAGGGGAAGGACCUCGUGAUGCGGAUGAGGAAGAACGGUUGCCACAUAGGCGUAUCGACUUGGAACUCACUUGUGAAGCUUUAUAUUGUGGCCGGAGAAUUGAAAAAAGCUGAAGGCAUAUUGGCUAUGGCAUCCAAACAGAAAGGCAUGAAGCCACUGCUGACCUCUUACAUUGCAAUCAUCGAGGAAUAUGCUAAAAAGGGGGAUGUCCAUAGCUGCGAGGAGAUAUUCCUGAAAAUGAGAAAUGGAGGGUUUUUGUCAAUUUAUUGGCUGUACCAGACGCUUGUUAAAGCGUAUGUGAAUGCAAAUCUUCCUGCAUAUGGGAUGAAAGAGAGGAUGAAGGGUGAUGGUGUUUUUCCAGGGGGUGUAUUGCUUACCUUGUUGCAUCGGGUCAAUCCGUUACACUAUCCGAGUCAGACAACAAUAUCGAAUGUGGUAGAGUGAGGGUGCUUAGAGGCGGACCCACUUAGAGUCCCAUGGGGUUCCGGGACCCCCUGGAGCUCAUGUAGGGUCUCAUAUAUAUUAGGUAUUUUGUAGUGAUGGUAUAAAAUGAGCGAAAAGCAUUAUGUGAUACAUGGUGUUUGUGCUCUAGUGGUCACCCGCGAGUUUACUUGUGACGGAUUGCGUGUUCGAUUCUCCAUAGCACUGAGCGUCUGAGCUUGUGUGUUU
Messenger RNA from Cuscuta campestris, 1650 nucleotides. The record is from the annotation of a GenBank genome assembly. NCBI's taxonomy places the organism in Eukaryota, Viridiplantae, Streptophyta, Magnoliopsida, Solanales, Convolvulaceae.